Falco peregrinus (peregrine falcon) is the source of this 334-nucleotide messenger RNA. Its product is annotated as perilipin-3-like. NCBI's taxonomy places the organism in Eukaryota, Metazoa, Chordata, Aves, Falconiformes, Falconidae. The transcript has 2 exons. The coding region runs from base 15 to 278 and encodes 87 amino acids. The record is from RefSeq and is a predicted model, not a curated record. Gene Ontology annotation, biological process: positive regulation of triglyceride storage; lipid storage. Gene Ontology annotation, cellular component: cytosol; lipid droplet.
CGGUUGAAUUCAGCAUGGCAUCAGAAAAGAGCACAAAGAAAGAUGUGCUGAAGGCUGAGGAACAGCAGCAAGUGAGUGCUGUCAAUCGGGUAACCAGCUUGCCCUUGCUCAACUCUGCAUUUAACCUGGUCUCGUCUGCCUACAACUAUACCAAGGAGACCCAUCCUUACCUCAGUGGUGUCUGCAAUGUGGCUGAGACUGUGGCUGCUGUUGCAGUAGGUAGCGUGGUUGGUGGGGCACAGCCCAUCCUGAACCAAUUUGAGCCACAAAGUAAGUGAGGAGGCUGGGGUGACCCUGUCUACGCUAGAGGAAUAGGUGUGGAGGGAGUUUCAUG